This is a messenger RNA of Dioszegia hungarica, 1104 nucleotides long. RefSeq lists its product as uncharacterized. The coding region runs from base 1 to 1104 and encodes 367 amino acids. The transcript has a single exon. NCBI's taxonomy places the organism in Eukaryota, Fungi, Basidiomycota, Tremellomycetes, Tremellales, Bulleribasidiaceae. The record is from RefSeq and is a predicted model, not a curated record.
AUGGACUCCACCGCUGACUACCCAAAACCCACUUCCAGCGCCAAAGACGUGACCCAAGUCGGAUCCAAGGUAACUUUCCAGGAGAUGGUCAGGUUCAAGGAACCCACUGGCAACCUUACGACCUUGCACUUGUCUUCCAAGAUUCUCGGCCCGUAUGAUCCGACAUGCAAGUGCGUGAUUUGCGCUCAAUCUUACAACCCCAAGGUCCACGCAAGAACCCUCGAGCCGGUCAAAACAUCUGCCAGUGCACGGGUGGCUUGGCACCAAGGGGAUUACACAUCUGAACAUCUUCUUUGGGUGGUCGGCGACUCGGUGGACCGCUUGGCGGAGACGCAUGCGUUCCGGCGCGACCACCGGCGUAUCACAGGCAGUGACAAGUGCCCGGUUGGGAUCACGGGCGGUACCUGGCGAGAGUACCUGCAAAAGAAGGAGUACCUUGCGGAGUGGGAAGCCCUGGUCAAAAGCCCUGGGUAUACCGCGGAGACAUGUGGCGCACAGACUGGCGGGACCGGCAGCACAGCCGUCUGCGAGAAUCUCGUGCGGUCAGAUCUGCGCAACUUGGGCAAAGGUGGACCGUUCAGGUCGAAGAACGGCGAACUAUGUUGCGAUGCGAGGCACGCCGCCAAGACCAACUACUCUGCCACUCGCGUGCAGAACAAGAAAGCAAGAGGGACCCUGGGAGACGGCGACACCUCCGCCGCCGCUGGGGCAUCUGCCCCGAAGCCAUGGGUGAGUAUCCUGAAAUGGAGGCUACGCCCUGGUACCGUCGAACGCCAUGCGCCCACGUGCAUGGGAACCAAAGAAGACGGUACUCUAUGCGGCUGCUCGUCCUUCAACGUGCCUAAAUUCACGAAUGCAAACAAGUCUGUAAAGACAGAGAUGGCCAAGGUCAGCGAGGCUCAACGGGCUUUUUUGGCCCCCCGGACCGAUACCAAGGCAGCGGAGGUACUCGGCGAGUUCCUGAGCCCAGACGAGCUCGAGGCUCAUUACAAUUUCCUCACUCGGUACGAGGAGCUGAGGGCCCUGCUAGGGCUCUCUUACUGUCCGAAUCACCGCAAGGAGUGGGACACAGCUCACCCCGAAAUGCUGGAUACGCACGGUUGA